UGCUGAGAAGAUUUAUCAUAAAAAAAUCUUCAAUCUAUAUGAAAAAUCUGUGGUUUAUCGUUUCAACUCUGUGUGGUGUUGGUUGCCUAGGCUUCAAUGGGCAUCAACAACAUGCUCCAAGGGAAAAUUUGUUGGAGCAGCUGUUGAGGGAGAAUUUUCUUGUGGAAAUCCCGUGUAAAGAGGUGCCCACGUGAAUUUGUAUUUGUGCGCGGGAGCUGCGAAUUUUCCACACAAACUCCCCGCUGCGGGGCACAAGGAUUCACCGUGGUGUGCGCGCGUAGAAGGGAGCAACUUCCUACCCCAAUUGCUUCCCACGGAGACUUUCCCAUCAGGAAAGUGUGUCAAAGUUGGGUGAUUUUACAAAUCAAUACAGUGACGGGAAGAUUGAUUUUCCGCGCCACGGAAAAUUCCUGCCACAAUGGAGAGUGUCUAUUCGUCGAGUAGCAGCAAGUUUUCCACAUCAGCCGUUCAGGGGAGGAAGCUUGGUGGGCGGCAGGCGACGAUGGUGUCAGCAGGAGCGAGUGAGGUGCGCCAGAGAAUCCUCUCAGCUAGGCUACUCCGUGUGAAGCAUCUGCAGAAUCAACUGGCAGUGGCACAGCAGCAGAAUUUUGAGUUGAGCCAGGAAAAUCGUAACAUGAAGACACUGAUUCGACGACAGGAGAGUGCUCUGCUCAAGUACGAUGGGGCCAAUGCGGAGCUACCGGCACUCCUGAAUUCCCACGCAGAGGAAAUACGAACGUGGCAUGCAAAAUAUCGGGAUUUGCAGAAGCAGAACAAAGAAUUAACGGCCAAAUUGAAGCAGAAGGAACAAAUGAUCCUCGCAAUUACAGAUGAGAAUAAGCACUUCCACCAGCUUAAUCGAGAUAAGCAUCUGGAGGAGCGAGAGAAACUAACGGCGCGUGUUAGAGAACUCGAAGGACGCCUUGCUGAGAAGGACAAUGAUGCAAAGCUCCUGGCGCGGAAGCUACAGCUCGAGGGGAAGAGCUUCCGCAAUCAAUUGCAUCAGGAGAAUCUCAAAUACCGCGAAGUUUGUCAGAAGCUCGAUAAGGCCACGAGUGAAGUGGCUAGGCUCACAGCACGUGUUGAUGUGGGAGAACGACGGAUGAACGGGGGAACCUUCCUGGUGCGUGGUUAUCAGCAGAGAAAUUUUCUUUUUAGAGAAUCCCAUUCAGCACAAUUUACCACCUCCCUGGCACCAAUAAAUAACUUCCGGGCAAGUGGAUCCUCAUCUGCAACGCCCAAAUCACCCGAAGAGAUCCCCACGCAUCGCCUUGAGAAGCUUCCAGCGGCCGAAAGUGAGGAGAUGCGAAAGCGAAAAGAUGCAUCAAAGAGAGACAUCCGAAAGAUGCAGGAAAUCAUGAAGAAUGCCGAAAGUAGUGGAAUGAGUACAACAAAGAGUAUUUCAAGUGAAGAUUCCGGUGGGAAUGUUAAUGGGCAAGAUCUCCCAGAGGACACUGAGCCCGAUGUCACCACACGGAAGCACGAGGAAACCGAAGAAGUCACGGAAAUUGUCAAGGAGAGUCGAGCCUAUGAAACGGAAGGGAAAGACGAUGAGUUGACGAGGAAAUUCCAGAGAUUAUCCUCGAAGGAAGAUGUGAAGCUCAAUGAGGCAAUUCUCGAUGAGAUUUGUGAGAAUGUCAUCCGGAAUGGAGUUGACACACCGCCGGAAAGGUCUGAUGAGGUGGUUCCGGCGGUGGUUACAUUUCAAAAACCAAAAAAUCCUCCUUCAUCCAAGAGGCAGAAUAUUGAUCAGAAGAAGAAAACAAAACUCCUGGCCGCCCUCAAGGCAAUUGAUGCCAAUGAGAGCUUUGAGAGUUAAGGUCAGGUGACUUCCCAUCAGGAGUGUGGGAUUCAUGUGAGAAAUUCUUGUAUUUUUGCGUGUUGAGAUUUGAAUAAAUUUAUUCCACAU
Messenger RNA from Lutzomyia longipalpis, 1909 nucleotides. Its product is annotated as lebercilin-like protein. Gene Ontology annotation, cellular component: axoneme. The record is from RefSeq and is a predicted model, not a curated record. Lineage: Eukaryota; Metazoa; Arthropoda; Insecta; Diptera; Psychodidae. Gene Ontology annotation, biological process: intraciliary transport. The coding region runs from base 419 to 1819 and encodes 466 amino acids. The transcript has 2 exons.